CUCUCUCCCUCAGAUUACCAUUCUCUCUCUCUCUCUCUCACUCACAUAUAUACAUUAACCAGAGAGAGAGCACCAAAUCUCAUCGUGUUUUUUUUUUUUGGGGGACCAAAAAGCAAAAUCCCCAACGUCCUCCCUACCGUGCCUCCUCUAUUUUCUCUCUCGCAAUUCUCAGCCCUCCCUAGAUUCACUUCUCAACCAUUUGGAUCCUCGAUCUAAUCUCUAAUAAUUUUGGCUGUUAUUUCUAAUCAAAAUUGCGCAUUCAAUCCAAUCCAAUCCGAUUCGAUUCAAUUUAUUGCUAUAUCGAUCGGAUUCGAUCCAGUUGUUACGUUACUGAGAGGAAUGGAUUCAUAUUUUAACAGAGCCUGAAAAUUUGAAACAAAUUGAAUAUAAUAUGCCCGGAUUAGCGCAGAGGAAUAAUGACCAUUUCAGCAAUGGUUCUACGGCGUCGUAUUCGCUCUCCGCCAAUGGCUUUUGGUCCAAGCAUGCCGAUGAUGUUAGCUGCACCCAGCUCCAGAAGUUCUGGGGCGAGUUGUCGCAGCAAGCGCGGCAGAAGCUUUUGAGGAUUGACAAGCAAACUCUAUUUGAGCAAGCUCGUAAGAAUAUGUACUGCUCUAGAUGCAAUGGGUUACUGCUUGAAGGUUUUUUGCAGAUUGUCAUGUAUGGAAAGUCUUUGCAGCAGGAGGGAGCAGGUGGACACGUUCCCUGCAAUAGACAAGGGGCCUUGAAAACUCAAAACGAUGCUGGAUUGAAUGUUCCUAAUGGUUGCCAUGACGAAAUUCAAGAUCCGUCUGUGCAUCCUUGGGGGGGUCUGACCACUACACGUGAUGGGUCAUUGACACUUAUGGACUGCUAUUUGUAUGCAAAGUCUCUCAAAGGACUCCAAAAUGUUUUUGACAGUGCACGUGCAAGGGAACGGGAACGCGAGUUGCUUUAUCCUGAUGCAUGUGGUGGGAGUGGUCGGGGCUGGAUAAGCCAAGGAGUUGCGAGUUAUGGCAGAGGGCAUGGAACAAGGGAGACGUGUGCACUGCACACAGCCAGGCUUUCUUGUGACACUUUGGUGGAUUUCUGGUCAGCUCUUGGAGAAGAAACCCGGCAAUCUCUUCUACGGAUGAAGGAAGAGGAUUUUAUAGAGAGGCUUAUGUACAGAUUCGACAGCAAGAGAUUUUGCAGAGAUUGCAGAAGGAAUGUUAUUCGUGAGUUCAAGGAGCUAAAGGAGCUGAAGCGCUUGCGGAGAGAACCCCGCUGUACUAGUUGGUUUUGUGUAGCAGAUACAGCCUUCCAAUAUGAGGUAUCUAAUGACACAAUCGAAGUUGAUUGGCGCCAAACUUUUGCAGACACUGUGGGAACAUAUCAUCACUUUGAGUGGGCAGUUGGAACAGGAGAAGGAAAAUGUGAUAUUCUGGAAUUUGAAAAUGUUGGAAUGAAUGGAAGUGUUCAAGUCAGUGGCCUUGAUCUUGGCAGUUUAGGUGCAUGCUUUAUCACCCUGAGAGCUUGGAAGCUAGAUGGCCGCUGCACUGAGCUUUCUGUAAAAGCUCAUGCCUUAAAGGGUCAACACUGUGUACAUUGCAGGCUCGUUGUUGGGGAUGGCUUUGUGACAAUCACAAGAGGGGAAAGUAUCAGAAGGUUUUUUGAACAUGCUGAAGAGGCUGAGGAAGAAGAGGAUGAUGAUUCCAUGGACAAGGACGGAAAUGAGCUGGAUGGAGAAUGCUCCCGUCCCCAAAAACAUGCGAAGAGUCCUGAACUUGCACGGGAGUUUCUUCUGGAUGCAGCAACUGUUAUUUUUAAGGAACAGGUUGAAAAGGCAUUCAGGGAAGGAACUGCCCGCCAAAAUGCACACAGCAUCUUUGUCUGCCUUGCGCUAAAACUGCUGGAAGAACGCGUUCAUGUUGCAUGCAAAGAAAUCAUUACAUAUGAAAAGCAGAUGAAACUUCUUGAAGAAGAAGAGAAGGAAAAACGUGAAGAAGAAGAACGCAAAGAGAGGAGAAGAACAAAAGAAAGAGAGAAAAAGCUCCGAAGAAAGGAAAGAUUAAAAGAGAAAGAAAAGGAUAAAGAGCAAAAAUGCUGUGACUCAAAUCAAACUACUGUUCCUACUGAUGUCUCAAAGGAAGAAUCAUCACCAAGUGUUGAUGAGGAGCCAAAUAAUCCUGUCAGCUGCCAGGAUGCAGUUAGUGAAGUUGGUGAUAACAUUCUAUCUUGGCCUGGAUCUCCUGAUAUUCAAGAGGAGUUGUCAAAUGGAUAUAUUACUUCGAUAAUGCAAGACCACUCUUUUGAUUGUCCCAAUGGGGAGAUUAACUAUGUGAAAGAUUGGAAUGGUUCUUUUAUAGCUGAUCAAUCAAAUUUUUCUCGUCGGAGACCAAAAUAUCGGAAAGAAGUUCAACUGGAUCCAUCUUUGAAGUGGUCUGACAGACGCCGAUUUUCAGCUGCAGAUUGUGGGGCAGUGGUUAGGUCUGAGCCAAGAUAUUAUGGUGAUAAUUUUGAGACUCCUUCCAGAAGCAUUAUUGGAUCCAAUAGGCAGUCAAGGAUGAAUGUUCCAAAAUCUAAUGGUCGACAUUGUGGCCCAAAGUUUCAUGAUAAGUUUUCCAGCAACAGAGUAAGUGACAGAUAUGACUUCCAUUCUUGCAGCUGUAACCAGAACAAUGAAUAUAGAGCAAGGGUUGAUACACAUGUUUCUACAAUCAGAGUAAUUCGGGAGACUAAAUCUGUGAGUAAGUUAGAGUCUGCAUUGGAUAUGUCCAAGCAGUUUUAUCGUGGUAACAAGUACAAUCAAAUGGAGUACUUGCGUGAUGGUUGUGGAAGACCUAAAAGCAAAGUCAUCUCAGGGAACAAUCCUCCUGCAAAAGAACUUCAUUCCAAGAAAGUUUGGGAGCCCAUGGAAUCACAGAAAAAGUAUCCACGAAGUAACUCAGAUUCUGACAUUACCUUGAGGUCAACUACUUUCAAGGUUGAAGAGGUGGAACCUGAUAAUAACCUUAUCAAGUCAUCUGCUGACAAGUGUUGUCGUGAACACACUGGAGAUUCAGCUGAUAUUGAUCAGGAAAAUAGUAAUUUGAAGGAAUCAGGAAACUCUAGCAUUGUAGUGGAUGGGGCCUGUGAGAAUGGACUUAAUGUGGGAGCAAAGGGCCCUUGCAACUCAGCUGCUUCUGAGGAAAUUGGACUAAGUCCUAUCAGUUCUGCGAAUUCUGAUAAUUCUGCAUCAAAUGAUUCUGAUAAUUCUGCAUCAAAUGGGACCUUAGAUCCCAUUGUGAGUAGCACAUCCAGUUCUGAUAACUCCUCGUCAUGCCUAAGUGAGGGCGACAGCAAUACAACCUCUUCAAUCCAUGGAAAUCUGGAAUCCUCUUCUACAUCAGAUUCAGAAGAUGCAAGCCAGCAAUCAGAAGGUAGAGAAUCAUGUGUUCAAAGUGGCUUCUCUGAGUGUCAUGAAGUUAAAAUGGAGAAAAGUCAGAAUUCAAAUGGCGAGGAGGUUAUUGGAAGUGGGGCAUCAAUUGGGCUUUCAUUGGAUGGAGCAGGAACAGGAAGUAUUUCUGUGGAUAAACCACCAACACGGAUUUCCCAAAAUUUUGACAAUAAUGGAUUGUCUGCUGUCAGCAUUGGUUCGCAACAUCAAGGCAUGCUUCCUCCAAUGCAUAACCAGAAUAUACACUUUCCAGUGUUUCAAGCUCCUUCAACAAUGGGUUUUUACCAUCAAAACCCAGUUUCUUGGCCAGCAGCUCAUGCUAAUGGCUUAAUGCCCUUCGCCCAUCCCAACCACUAUUUAUAUGCUAGCCCUAUUGGGUAUGGAGUGAAUGGAAAUUCACGCUUCUGCAUGCAGUAUGGUCCCAUGCAGCAUAUAGGUACCCCUCUAUUUAACCCCAGUCCAGUCCCAGUUUAUCAACCAAUUGCUAAAGCUAGUGGCAUAAAUGCUGAGGAACAAAUUCAGAUCUCUAAGCCAGGUGCAGGACAAGAAGCUUUCAAUGAAAUUAAUACGGAGAAGGUGGCUCCCACUGGAGCACAUCCAAAAGAAGCACCGCCACAUGAAGAAGGUGGGAAAAAUGACAAUUCUGCCAAAUUGCAUACAGGCAACACUGGGUUUUCCUUGUUCCAUCGUGGGCCUGUUCCUAUUUCAAAUGGAUAUAAAUCAAAUCUCGUGCCUUCGAAAGAACAGAUUAUGGAGGAUUUUUCUCAAGAAUGUCCAACAGAUCAUGUUGAGAGUGAUCAUGUUUCAAAUAAGAAAGAGAGUACAAUGGAAGAAUACAACUUGUUUGACGGCUUACGGUUUUCAUUCUUCUAAUAUAGUAAUGAGAAGGUUAAAGGUGGCUGUUACGGAUUUCAGUCCCUAUCUUCUUUACUUGGUAUGAGAGGUUUGAGUACUUUGUAAUUCGGUACACAAUAAUCUUCAGAAAUUGCAAUUUUAGCUUACAGUUUCCAUAGAUGAUUGUUUUCCAAUUUGUCACAUUGUUUUUUGAGGAACCCAAAAAAAAAAAAAAAAAAGUUUGCGAGAGUGCAUAAUGUUUGAAGAGUUCUGUAUGAGGUUAGCCUUUUUCAUUAAUGAAGCAUUUAUUGGUAUGAAA
Molecule: messenger RNA, 4547 nt
Organism: Quercus robur (English oak)
Lineage: Eukaryota; Viridiplantae; Streptophyta; Magnoliopsida; Fagales; Fagaceae
Exons: 8
Coding region: 392-4267 (1291 amino acids)
Source: RefSeq, a predicted model, not a curated record